GCGUACUAAAAAAAUUAAAACGAAUUUAAUUAAAUGUGAUUAAUGUUCAAAAUUGAAGUAACAAAGCCAAAAUCAUAUCAUCAAACACCACACCACCAGUAAUUAUCACCGAAAAUUAUGUGUGAUUAGAAAAAACCAAACACAAGUUACACGUUAGACACCAAAGCAAGCUGACCAAUAGCAGCUACUGAAAUUUACUAAAAUGGAAGGUGUGUUAAUAAAAUUGAAUUAUUAAUUUUAUGUUGGCUAUAAUGACUGGUUCACGAAUAAGUUUUCGGUUCGCGCUUUUUGCUUAUUGCAAAAUCACAUGUUAUUUCGAACUAUCGUAUUUAGUUCCUUGUGAAAAAGUUAAAGGUCAGUUCGCAAGUGUAGAUGGUCGUUAAAGCAAUAAAAAUAGUACAGCGAAAUGGAGAAGAAUUCCAAAGAAAAAUCCAAUACAUCUCGAAGUAGAUUUGACAGUUUCAAUACUAUAAAUGAGAAACCGGUGGAUGAUAUUUCUUUAGAAGCUUUCUACACCCCACAUAGCAUAUCUGCCCUUGCAAUAUCGAUAGCUAUCGUUAUUUAUUUUGCUUUCGUUAGGGACACAGACAACGUCGAAAACAACAUAUGGGCGGGCAUGCUAUGUUGCAUCUUCUUCUUCCUCAUCAUCUCUGUGUUGGCUUUCCCCAACGGCCCUUUCACUCGUCCACAUCCGGCCGUUUGGCGCGUCGUCUUCGGCAUGAGCGUCAUCUACCUUAUGGGCUGUCUAUUUUUCCUUUUCCAAAAUUAUCAAACCGUCAAAAACAUCCUGCUCUGGUUUGACCCAAGUCUCAAGGACUUCCACAUAGACAUGGACAAAGAAUACGGCGUGAAUUGUUCGGACAUAACCCUGGAACGCAUUUGGGGCCACAUCGACGUUUUUGCUUUAGGCCACUACUUGGGCUGGUUGUUCAAGGCGAUUUUGAUAAGACACAUGGGGAUUUUAUGGGCGAUCAGCUUCAUGUGGGAGAUCACCGAAAUCGCCUUCGCUCAUCUCUUACCAAACUUUAUCGAAUGUUGGUGGGACGCAUUGAUACUCGACGUGUUAGUAUGCAACGGUUUCGGCAUUUGGUGCGGUUUGAAGAUUUGCGAAAAACUUGAAAUGCGGGAGUACAAAUGGGUCAGCAUUAGAGACAUCCAUACGACUUCGGGCAAAAUCAAGCGUGCCAUGCUUCAAUUUACUCCGGAAAGUUGGACAUCGGUGCGGUGGUUGGACCCCAAAUGCUCCUACAUGAGGGUUUUUGCACUUUGUCAGUUGGUAUUAUUUUGGCAGACUUCUGAACUCAACACGUUUUUCCUCAAACAUGUUUUCGAAUUACCAGCAUCUCAUCCACUAGUCAGCGCUAGGUUGAUUCUCAUCGGUGUAAUAGUGGCGCCCUCUGUGCGACAGUACUACAGCUACGUUACGGAUACGACGUGUAAAAGAGUAGGCACCCAAUGCUGGGUCUAUGGGUGUAUCAUGGUCUCGGAGGCUUUGAUUUGUAUAAAACAUGGAAGGGAGCUGUUUGAACGGACUCAAGCCAUCAAUAUAAUCGUAUGGUUGAUGGUACAGUUGGUUAUUUCUGUGGCUUGUGUGAUAGGGUGUGUUAUGUGGCAUAGGGCCGGAUUGGCACGGGGGAAUUCCAGAGAUUUGAGUCCAGUGAAAAGCGUUGCCGGUGCAAAAGUCCUGUUUGAGAAUAGUGAUGAGAAGGAAGAUUGAUGUUCUAAAGACUGUUGAUAUUGUUUAGUUAAUUUUUUACCUCUUGUGAUCUAGUCAUUUAGAGUUGAUUUAUCUGCGAUUGUUUUAUUGAGUUUGUUACGACUUUUGGCAUUUGUGAAAAGUAAAGUUGACGGUAUCACAAUUAGGGUUGAUUUUAACGGUUGAAUUUAUGUAGAAAAUUACAUAAUAGAUUGAUGUUGAAUUUAUAAAAUAAAAAACAUUUUUAGUGAACUCAUAAAAAGCCUGAAAUGGGAGCAAUAAAAAUUAAAAUAAUUUCUCAAAUCUCCAUGACGCUGUUUAGAUCUAAUAACCAUAAUUUUUUGCUUAAUUUCCUUUAGGACCGAUUUCUGGUAGGAUUAAACCUCCGUUAAAUUUUUUAAAUGUAAAUUUUUAAAAGUUUUACCGUUUCUAAAGUACGAGUAGUUUAAAUUUAAACAUGUGUCCAGAAAUCGGGCCGAGUUGGUUAUUUUUACUAAACAAUCAGUAAGUGAUAACGCUGAUAAUUAUCAAAGGUUUUAAAAGCUAAAAUAAAAAAAUGUAGCUGUAAAUUAACAUAAACUAAUUAAAAUUUGUCUGAAUUAUCAAUUUGUAAUGUUAGUCAAUAAAUAAAAUGUGUAUAAUGUUAAAGUCAACCUAUCAAUUUGUGUUACGUUAUUUAAAAAACGGAAAUAUGUGUCAUGUUUUAUGUACAAAAACCAAAGAUUAAUAAAAAAGAAAAGAAA
This is a messenger RNA of Tribolium madens (black flour beetle), 2439 nucleotides long. RefSeq names its product phosphatidylserine synthase (gene l(3)77CDf). The transcript is spliced from 2 exons. NCBI's taxonomy places the organism in Eukaryota, Metazoa, Arthropoda, Insecta, Coleoptera, Tenebrionidae. The coding region runs from base 407 to 1717 and encodes 436 amino acids. Gene Ontology annotation, biological process: phosphatidylserine biosynthetic process. Gene Ontology annotation, molecular function: L-serine-phosphatidylethanolamine phosphatidyltransferase activity. The record is from RefSeq and is a predicted model, not a curated record.